AUGAUCUGCACACCGCCCACACUUCUAAUCAGCCCAGCGGGAGAUGGCAAAGACUCUCCAGCAGCCUGCAGCCUCAGCCUCCAGCAGAGCCCGGGGAUGAGCUGGGGUAAAAGAACGUGCUCUAGAGCCAGGUCUUUGUCAUGGAUGAUGCACAUCAGUCCCAAAAACAGCCAGACUGAGGUCAAGGACGCCCGGAACCAGCCACCUGUCAGCAAGUGGAGGCAGGGGAGGGAUUAG
Knipowitschia caucasica is the source of this 237-nucleotide messenger RNA. Lineage: Eukaryota; Metazoa; Chordata; Actinopteri; Gobiiformes; Gobiidae. The record is from the annotation of a GenBank genome assembly.